Messenger RNA from Formica exsecta, 19068 nucleotides. RefSeq lists its product as uncharacterized. Gene Ontology annotation, molecular function: calcium ion binding. Lineage: Eukaryota; Metazoa; Arthropoda; Insecta; Hymenoptera; Formicidae. The record is from RefSeq and is a predicted model, not a curated record. The transcript has 23 exons. The coding region runs from base 1 to 18036 and encodes 6011 amino acids.
AUGCCGGGAUGCAACUGCGAUCAUUGCCGAUUGUUGGGUAACGUGACGCGACCGGUUCGUCGGGGGCCGCAAAACGGCCCGGUUGGCCGGAGGCCAGACGCAGGAAAGAAGGGCGACGCGAAGCGUCGACCAGCUGACCCAAUGUGCCCGGACGAGGAUGACCUCGAACAGCCGGAUGGAGCUUUAUCGAAUAAUGUUAGGGCUUCCAGGAUGGAAAGGGAUCUAGAGGGAGUGACUACAGUCCUCUUGGUUUCGGCACGUCCCGGAAAGUCUGUACCUCCAGUUGGAUUAUUGACAAAAACCGCACGAACGUUUGUGCAAGAUGGGGCAAGCACCGAAUUCGCCACUCAAGUUCUUGGUACAACUUUAGACAACGGUCGCCUCUACGCAAGAAUUCUAUCCACAUCCAGCAGAGUGUUCUAUGAUAAAGAGCCGACGCCAGAUCCAUCAAGUCCCUAUGUCGUUUAUCCAUCGAGAGCGGAAAACAAUUGGCGAUUUAAGGUAGCCCUCGAUAACGCACCGAUUAAAGCUAUCGAAGAAAUAAAAGUGCUGAGUGGUGAUAACGAUGCGGAAUCGAACGAUUCUGAGAGGCAGAGGAAAACUGCUAGUAUAAAACUGGACGAGUUGUCCAAAGAGAACGAUAUAUUUAAUAAAAGAGAGUUAAAUGUAGAUGCACAGAGAUUCAAACCGGCAAAGGUACGACCGGCCGACGAUUUGCCCACUUAUACUGUUAAACACGAGUACGUGACGAGCAGCUUCGAUUCGUUCGACGAUGCGCAGUCUAAGAGUUUCAGGCCGCGAGAACCGAAAAUCUUUAAACCGCAAGUUCCGAAGGCUCCGCCGCAAAGAAAAGCGGAGACGAAACCUUUUGCUACGGUGACCUAUCACGGUUUCGCGGACUUCACGACCACGGUCGGCGACACCGUCAUCAUCUUCUCGCCGAGCACGUCGCCGGCGCCCAUGGGACGCCCUGCUACUACUAUUAAAGGCGACGCUACGCUUCGUCCGGACGAUGGCGUGGCAGUGCUGAAGAUUCGUCCUACGACUGUGAUGGAACAUGCAAGAACCGAUCGACCUUACGAAGGAGAUCGAAAGCAUGCUUCGGACGAUCAGCUAUUGAGUGCAAUUAAUCGCGGUAAUAUUCAACCGAGUGUCACUGAGGAGACUGAAGCCGAAUCGUCCACGAUAUCCACGGAACCGUUACUACUGGUACCCGAUGUCGAAACGGGAUCAUUGAAGCCGACAGGUCUUCUAAAAGUCAUCGACUCUACUACUUCGUUGGACGGUACUACGACUCAUUACAAGAGCCUUAUUUAUGGCACGUAUAUUGGCACAAACUAUGCGCAAAUUAUUCACACGUCUUCAAAUGUAUAUUAUUUCCCGGAUGAAGCUACUGUAACAUAUGGAGGAACUGACGAUACCACGGUGGAUUAUGGUACAACCGGAACGGAGUCUGACGAGCAAGAUACCACUGUCGAGACACUGCCUUCUACUACACCGACGACCAACGAAGAAACACCGUUCGAAAUAAACGAAUUGACCACUCCGUUGAGAGGUACAACGGAUAGUGUCUUAACAACAUUGAAGGACAUUUUAGAAAGUGCGAGAAAAGUGCUAGGGACGACCGAAUCAAUACGACCGAUGUUAGAUUACGAACUUCCCAAUGAUAUAAUGUCAGGAGAGCCUCAGGGUCGUAGUAUUAAAGGUGGCUCUUCUCAGAAUAAUCAUCAGUCCGGCAAAGACAAGCCGCAUAGAUUUAAGUCGGAUAAUACAGAAGAGAAAGUAACGUUAGCUACUAAAUUACUACCAUCUACCGUCUACAAGACGUUCACAUAUUUCACGACUUUCUUUAUUCCGGACAAUGAUCAGACUACCACUUCUAUACGCUCUCGAGAAGUAGUCUCUUCCGAGAUAACCUUUUUGACGGAAUUAAUUGGACCUACCUCGACCGACAGUUCGAUUCAAUCUACUUUGUUACCAGAUACAAAAACACCAAGUUUAUCCGACGAAAUCGAAGAAGAGCAGACUACUAAACAAGACGAGGAAAUAGAACUCAUCUUUAAAACUUUGUAUACGACGUAUACGUAUCUAACAACAUUCUUCCAAGAAAAUACAUCAAGUGUAUCCAGUCGACAAGUCGUCGAGACUAACGUUAUCACGCAGACCAUUGGACCAAACGGCGUUUCCGCCAUUGUCGCCGGUCUCUUUGACAAAGACGAAUCCGUUUUGAUAUCACCGACAACAAUAUCGCAGCAUAUCUUCCCGUCCGUAACAAACGCUCAAAUUCCUGAGGAAUUUAACAAAGGUACCGAGCCUUAUAAAGUUUCUGACGAAACGACGGAAGAAAAUUUAACCACUUUCCAACAGCAGGAUACUACUGUACACGAGAACAUUCCAACGGAAUCUAUCACAACAGUGGAUGAUUUUGAGACAUCGGACGGAUGGAUCACUGAUUUAGAACCGAGUCCUACCCCGGCUAUAGCGAGUCAAGCGAUAAGAGAACAAGUGAAAACGUAUUACACUACUUAUACGUAUUUUACCACUAUCUUUGUGGACGAUGAAACGGAAAUCGAGACACGAACUGAAGUCUUCACUAAUAUCGUCACAGAGACUAUUACGCCCACAAACGUUCAACCGGUUCCACAACAAACGACUCAAUCAGCGACGCCAAAAUCUGAAUCUGCCGAGAAUAAGCCUGCAGUUCCUCCAGAGAUCUUGGCAUAUUUAGAGGCGCUUCAACGUCAAAAGUCUCAAGAAGAGGCGCUCUUAUUGGCAAAAAAAAUUCAACAAACCAAUACUGACGAAGCAACGCACGCCGAAGAAGUCACAACUCUGACCGAAAACAACACCGAGUCAACAACGGAACUGCUUACUACCUUGGAAGAUCGGUCCACUAAGCAUCUAAUCAACAAUUUCCAAGUAGGCGCGCAAGUAACACCCAAUCCUCCGGCUGAUAUGAAAGUUCUGGGCUCUAUGAUUACAGAUGUUGUGUCAUCUUCUAGCUCCGGUGGUGGCACCGUUCUGGAUGUGAUGGAUAAGAGAAAUGCCGUUCCUGAAGAUCAAGAACUGUCAGAGUCCAAUAAUCACGAAGUAGAGCCGGCACCGACGUUACUUCUACAGACUAGUUACACGACCUUCACGUAUUUCACGACAAUGUACAAAGGCGACCAAACGAAUGUCGCCAGCCGUCUAGAAACAGUUACGAAUGUCGUCACAGAGACUUUAAGGCCGUCUCUCGUAGUGCCGGUUCCGACCAGCACAUUGCCGGUGACGUACUUCACAACCUUUACUUAUUGGACGACAUUCUACAAGGGUGGCGAUACCAUAACCACUAGUCGCGAGGAAACGGUCAGCAACAUCGUCACACCAGGAGUUUCGCCUACGCCUACGGUGGAACUUGAUGUAAUAAUGACGUACACGCCAACCGUGAAUCCACUGUUGGAGGAGGAUUCUCUUGUUAACGAACAAGAAUCCAAAGUCACGGCGGAUAAUGAAGUUACGCCUUUAGGCAACACUGCUCCUGAAAAAUCAAUUACCGAGAACACAAACGUAUUGUCUAAAGAAAUUAUAACCAGCUCUAACAAUAAGAACGCCGUGAAUACUUCGUCAAUUUCGCCCGAACCUACGACUUUUUAUACUACAUUCACUUAUUUCACUACCUCCUACGUCGGAAAUCAGACGAUUCUAAAUAGCAGAUUGGAGACAGUAACCAGCGUAUCGACGCCGGAUAUUACAACGCAACAAGCGACCGGUCGCGCAAUUAACGGCCCUAUAUAUCCAUCGAUUCAAAUAUUAAACACCGAUGAAAAAACAAGCGUGACACCCUCCAAGGCAUCCGAUAAUCUCAAAACAGGUUUGAUCUCGACGAUACGUUCAAGUGAAGUACAUGAAGAUAUUACGACACAUUACACGACAGAUGUAUACGGUACUUAUGUAAAUGGACAUUACGCACGAAUAGUACAGAGUUCGACAAGAAUAGAAACACCGCCCUUACCUUCCUCCUCGAUAGCUACACCGGUUCUUCCUACGGGCGUUUUGUCUUUGAAUAAAGGAAGCGUAGUAGAUGUCGACGAGAUCACCACUGUUUACUUCACAACUAAGCAGAUUGGCACGCUUUUCAAGGGAACCUACGCCAAAGUAAUCGAGAGCGCAUCAAGCACCAAGAUAGAUGAAGAAAAAAAAGCGAGUAUUCCGCCGACUCAAGGUCACCGAACCGGCCUUGUGCGUUUGAUUCAGGGUCAAAUCGAAAAUGACGGAACAACUACAUUCUAUCAAUCGAAAGUUAUUGGUACUAGUAUCAAUGGUAGAUAUGCUCAAAUCAUCGAAAGUACUUCCAGCUUCUUUGCGUCAAAUCCCACGACAAAUAUUUCACCAACUUCUACUCUACCUCCGAGCCAGUCGACAGGUAUUCCAGAAAUUUUGCCUUCUCCUGCAGUUAUCCAGUCUUCCCUUUCAGAAGAUUCCACAACAGAAUCUCCGGACCACGACGAGGAUUCCAGCCAGAACGAAGAAGACGACGAAGACGACGAAGAAGGCGAAGAUGGACAAAGUUCUAAAAAGAAAUCACGAUUAACAUUCUCAACUAGAAAGAGAACGUUCACGCCAGUGAUCAGACCGUUCGCCUCCAGGAAUAGACCGACGUUUAAUCCGAAACGUAAAGGCGCGCAAGCUGCGACGACUAUCACCAGAACGGAUAUAACACCUACGAUAACCGCGACUUUGGCUGGCAAAAGUAACAGAUUCGCUUCGUCGCGAGGUCGCGUCACUUCGCCCAUCGGGCCAUAUUCCUCAACAUUGUCUCCGUCAGGUUCUAGACGAUUUUCUGCCAGACGGGGAACAGUUACUUCGAGCUCGGUAUUCCCAGCGAGCAGUACUCGCGCUAGAGGACAAACCAAAAUAACUCCGUCGUCUGUGUUUCAAAGUAACAGACGCGGACCAACGUCAAUAAGAGGAUCUUCCUCUAAACUCGCAACUCGCAUUUCGAGUUCUGUGUUUCCCGGCGCUUCCUCGAGAUAUAGACCCGGUAUUCGACCAUCGUCGACGUUAUUGAGAGGACAACCUACGGCUAAGCACGACGAUCAAGAGAACGAUGCUAAUGAAUUCACUACAACUACGCUCUUGACAGAUGAGACGCCAUUCACAGAGUAUUUUGAAGGCGAAACUGUUACUACACCUUUGCAGACUACGACAGAAUCAUCGAGAAGAUCUACGAAUCCGCUCUUGCGAUUCCGCAGGCCUAUUAAUUUAAACGGUAGAUCAGGAACUACUGCACGACCACCGGCGACUACAACACCGAGACGAUCGGGAAAUUUAAAUAGACCGAGCGCGCCGACAGUUCCCAGAGUGACGAACGGACGAACAAAUAACCGAGCGACUCCUCCAGUAUCCACAAGAAAUCGACCAAGUAAUACAGGUCUGUUUCCUCCACGUGGAUUUCUUGGUAGAAAGCAAGAAUCAGCCACUGAAGAGCCAAAUGAAGAACACGACAGCGAGGAUGACGCAGGUUUCGAAGACGAACAACCCGUUGAAGAGAUAUCAGAUAACGACUAUGAAGGAUCUGAACACGAAGAUAGAAAAUCGAAUGUAAAUGUGAAUCGUCGUUCUGGAAAAGCCGUUGGUUCCGUCGUACAAAUCAGACCUUUCGGAGCUAGAACAAGAAGAGUCCGUCGUCAGGCUAGUCAAUUGAGAACAUAUAGCAGUCGCUUCCAUAGACCCGUUCAAUCGUCAUCUAUAAAAGAUGAAGAGAAAUCUGAUUUACUAGACGCCGUAGCGAGUAAAGAUGACAUUGUAAAGAUAGCACCAAAACCUAGCGCUCGAUAUAAUAAUCGAGCGCGGAGUUUGACGCCAUCGCAAUCACAACAGAAGAUAUUUAAUAAUCCGGAUCAAUCGACGGAAACAACGGAGUUUGUAAAUCAGCAGAAUAAACCUAAAACCAGACCGAAUCAAUCUACUAAUGGAAAUAGAAACGGAUCUGUCAGAAUAAAACCGUCAUCGAUCUCGAGCAAUGGAAGACAAUUUACGUUAAGAGAAAAAGAUGCUGCUUCGAACAGAUCGGAUUACAAGAGACCGACUUCAAGAACGACCAGUAGAUCAACCAGUAAAACAACUCAGAACGGAAGAGUGAGACCACCGAGAUUACGAAACGGAUCUUCCAAAUCUUCAACUGGAUCUUCAAAUUCUCGAAGAGUACCACCAUCCCGCGGAUCCUCAAGAUCGACGAACGUAAGAAAUGGAAAUAGCAGAAGAGUUCCUACAAGAGGCAGAGGAUCUUACGAGGAUAUCCGUGAAUCGCCGACCGUAUAUCCGAAUUUUGAUGGCACGAUAACCGUGACGCAUUACGUACCGACGGAGGUCACGAUUCCUGUGAUAAACAACGGCGUCACAGAACAUCGUAAUAUCAUAACCCAGCAACCCAGCACCGAAGUUCUCAGACCUUCACAAUAUAGCACGGUAACAGCUGGAGACGGCAAGUCGCUUGUGGUAAUCGUCAGCGAAGUUACGGGUACCAACGUUCAAGGCCAGACCGAGGUUACACGAUUUUUGCUUCACGAGACACCCACCACACGUAUCUCGUACCCUCUUUCAAGCCUCGGUGGUCGCCGCGUCUCUCAAUCGGUUAUCGUACCCACGACGGUAUAUUCCGUGGAGAAUAUAGUUUCUACGAUACAACCGUCCUUGUCCGGGAAUGCUCCUCUCGCCAAUAUUCUUCUUUCGCAAUUACUACUGGGUCAAUUAGGUCCGAAUCCCCUGUUACAACAUCAAGCUACGCCCACCACACAAUAUAACACACGCACUACUUCCUACGUCACCACAAUAACAAAACAUCAAAGCACUGUCAUUCCCCUCACUUUCCGCGGAAAAGAGAUCUUGACGACUCUAGUCGAUUCUUCGACCGACGUUGUCACCGCGACAGAAUUCAUAACGGACACCGUUGUAGUAACUCCAACAGCCGCGAUAUCGGCGGCCAACAUAAAUUCUCUCUUGCUGUUGCUUCAACAACCGCAGCCUCAGCCGCAAAAUUCUAAUCCGUUGCUGGAUCCUCUGUUCGCGCCUCCUCCGUUUACGCAGAGCAACACUCUACCGGGUGAAGUCGAGAGAAGACAUCAGCCGGCCGAUGGCGACUACAAACACGACAUUUACGAGUAUUCCGAGGAGGAGGCCGAAGUGGAAGAAUAUCAGAAGCCAUCUAGAUCGUACGGCGGACGUGGUAAACCAAAUGACAGAAAAAAAGCCUCCGCGGCUUCCAAUAAGGUCGAAUCCAGCGUAGUGACGCUCUACGUUUCCGGCCGCAGACCCGGAGAAUUCAGCACUGUUUUAAGCACUGUAAAAGUCGGUGAUUCCGUUACUGCAUCCAGAAGACGAAGAGAUGCCUUGGAAGAAGCUAUCGAAGUCCGACCCUCCAUACCGCCAUCAUUGCACGCUGGACCGGCGGCCGUCGCCAUUUUAGCGGGAAGCGAAGAUCCCAUCGACGCACAUGCACCGACACAAAGUCUCGAGAGCGUAGUGGGUGACAAACGCAUCGCCUUUGCAGGUGAUUUCUAUGAUGAGUCGGUGCAAUAUGGAAACGUAAACGUCGAACACGAGAGAGAAGGCACCGUCAACGUAUGGUCCGCGAAUGAGGAUGACGUAAAUCUUGGGAAAAUCGACAACGAGGACGGAUCUCUUGAGAACGUGCCGAAAAAACGUGUCAGAAUUCGAGUACCUGUGGUGCGUAGCAGAAAUGCUAGACAACAUAAGCUUACGGUCGUCAGACGUAGACCUUUAACGUCUCGCACGAAGGAUCUCGCGUAUGUCACAUCUACCGAUCAUGCGCCACGAAGAAUCGUGGUAACGCGCGUCAGGACUCUCGGAUCGGACAAAUCGAUCUAUCCGACCGAAACUCCUAUCGAUUAUCAAUCUGCCAUCGGAAAACACAAAGUGACUAUAACCAGACGCAGAAAGCUUCAAUCCACGCCGAUAUUAUCAAUGUCAAUCAAGGAUAAAGUUAGAGUUACCAGGAAGAAGCUAGUUGCAGUGCGACCGAUACUACCGACGCCUACUGUUGCCAUUAUCACUACCGGAUUCUUUACCGUACCUUCCGAGUAUGAUGAAGAAUAUUCAGACGAGGAAAAUGAGGACGAAGACAUGACUGUUGAAGAGGAAGAUCAUAUUGUUGUUACGCCUAGUCUUGAAGAAACACCGAAUCUUAUUGACAAUAAGCCGGAUGAGGAAACGAAUCUUACGUCGUUGGAAGCCAGUUCAACCAUAUCCGAAGAAAGCACGUCAGACACGCCAGUGAUUAUUACCGACAAUUUCUUCUUCCCUCAAUCUGAUGACAAGAAAGAUGAAGAAUAUGAAGAUGAUUAUUUCGACAUGACUACUACUACUGAAAAUGUUGAUAAUAUUGCCAUUUUAAUAAAAGAUGAACAGCAUUCCACCACCGAAGUGAUUUCUAUAAAGGACGAAAAUAAUGUCGUGUCUAAUAAAAACGACGUUGAGACAAUACAUGAUAAUAUUACAACAUCAAUCAGUCAAAUCACGUCAGAAAAACCAUCCGAGGAUCAAUCAAUAAAGAUGAUUCAAGAAUCCGAUAACGCAUUGAUUAAUAUAACAGAAUUGAUCGAUGGUUCUUUAGAAAAUAGCAAUAUUACCACAAAAGAAUCUAAAAUUGCCAUAUUGAAUGAAGAUGUACCAGCUACUGAAUUUAUUCCUAUAGAAAAAGAUAAUGACGAUAACUUUGCAACGAAAGAGUACACGACAACUGCCAGUCCUGAAGAGCAAACUACCUUCAUGGAUGAUGUCACUGCAUUAAACACGCCUGAAUUCACCGAAUCUACAAGCCUUUCCGAUGAAGAAGAUGCUACGAGAAUACCUAACACAACAGAAGAAUAUAUCUCAUCCAUCACCGAGGUGAUAACGCUCGGUACGAAAGAAGAGAAUCAAGAAUCUUCCGAAGCUACCGAGCGCGGCAUGAUGCCGGAAACGAUCAGCGAAAUUCCGGAAGAAUUACUAACAGUACUGCCCAUACGACCGGACGUUAAAAUCGACUCUAAUUCAACUCAGAUUUCUCUAGUCGAAACCGCCCCUUUAUCCAAUGCCACACUCGCGUCGAGCUUUGAGAGUGUUAUACCACUCGCGACUACGAAAUUACCGUCGAAUUAUCCCGCCGAUUCGUACAUACCCAGCGUGAUACCCCUCGGCGCGAAUUACACUCGCGAGACAAAAUCGUCGGUCCGCGGAACCUCCGUACUUGACACAAUUCCCGUAACGAAAGUCACGACCAAGAUCGCUUCGCCCACGCCGGAGGAGAUCGAGGCCGGACUAACAGAUGAUCUUUACCUGUCGCUGUCCCGUCUCGAUUUCCCCGAGAUCUUGCCGUCAAAACCAGCCACGAUCGGCUUAGAGACCAGAUUUACGCCGGAUCUCAUGUUAGAGCCAAGCACGAGUGUUUAUUAUACGGAGACGGUAGUGACGUCGACGCGACUAAGGACGUACACAUACGUGGUGACACAACAAAACGGACUGGAUACUAAAGUGACAUCGUCGACGACUGUACGACCGAGAGUGACGACACUUACGCUGACGGUGCCCGUCACGGUGACUAUCACUCCUACCGUGGAGUCGUCAGCCGACUUCGUAUCGUCUGUGUAUAAUCCAGUACCCGUUGCCGGAGAAUAUGAGGCGAAGGACGAGGAGGAGGGACGCAGGUUCAAUCUAGCGACCCGUGUAAUGUCGAAUGGCGUGGAAGUCAUCGUCGCGGGGCCUACUCCGGCUCUGCGAUGGGAGAACUCGAAUCCUCAACCUACCCUCACCUUGUCAGACGCGGUGGUCAUGCUCCUGCCGCAGGAUAAACCGAACGAGUUUGUCACAAAGACUUGCACAACAACUUUCACGUAUCUCAGCACGAUCACCAAGGAUGGAACGACUACCGUCACUACAGAGCAGCAGGUUGUAGCGAACACGGCGACGGAAGAACGACAUAGAAAAUCUGGCUCCGAAACGGCAGCUGUGACUCUGGAAGCGUCCCCGACUCUACGUACCGAAGUAUUUAAAACGACUUACACGUAUCUGACCUUGAACACGGAUCAUCCGGAUGUGAAUGACGCUUUGGAAAGUAGCACGAAAGUUAUAACAAACACGGUUACCGCACCGCAGCAUUACCUAGACAUGAUUCUCGAGCCAUCAGAAGCUCCGCGACCGGAAACAAAUACAUAUCUCAGCACCAGAAUGUUGGAAAAAACAUUUAUGGAAGAAGGUCGUACGAAAAUAGAAACGAUCAGCGACACGAUUACCCAGCUAAUUGUAACAGAAUCAGCACCUCCGCCACGACCGACCAGUGUCACAACUACCUUGACUGCCUUGGAUAAUACUGACGGUAGCGUGACAGAUACAACAAAGACAUAUUACAUCACGUAUACAUAUUUCAGUACAUUCUUGGAAAAGGGUAGCACGGUAGUUCGUACGAACGUAGCCACGUCGACUGAUGUGGUAUUAGAGAAAGUGCCAGUGCGAAAAACCACCAUGAAAACCAUUCCGAUUAAUCUUACGCAGGAACCUAUACAGAUAUUUGCUACUAAAACAUAUCUUACAACCUUCACUUAUUUUACGACGUUACUGCAGGCUGGCCCAGAUGGAGAAACGUCGACCACCGUGACGUCUCGCUCACAUAUCGUUGAAAACGUCGUAACGGAAUCGAUAGCGCCGAGUUUAUUAGAUGCCGACUACAUGAAUGCUCUAUUGACGACUGCACACCAUUCCGAUUCGGUGAAAAAUGUUGUCACGGGCUCGACGAUUAUCUUUUUCGACGAAGAAGAUCAGAUCAAUCCGACAGCGACCUCAAAUCUCCCGGAAUCAACCUCUUUCACGGAAAUAAAAAAACACGAGAAGAAUGUCACGAGCACGACAACUAUGAUGUCGAUGAAUACGGUGUCACAGAACAUUAGUUCUGAUGCAAAACCAAUAGAUUUAAAUAAUAAACAAGAUAAUAAUGGCACGCUAUCAACUGACGAGCCACAAAACAAACGUCCCAAUUCUCAAUCCGGAGAAGAUCUUCAAGUCAGUAAUCUUCUCAGUCUGGGUUCUUUAGGAAUAAACAGCUUGUCUGCCUUGGGACCGGUGAUUACGGCAAUGGCUGGAUUGCUGCAGGGGAAAAGCACUGCCUCUCGUAGAAACGAUACCGUAUCUAUCGCCGAAACUCAAGAAGUCACAACACAACGAUCGCCGAUUUACAUUCCCGUUGCAGAAUUUGCUGACGGUGAUAUAGAAACCGCUGAAAGUCAACACAUCGCUGCUCAUCUGGCAAAUCUCAAUCACAAUUAUAUCGCCGAAACGCGUCACAAGGUAACCAGCAGUCUCGCCGACGGCAUACCGAUAUCUCCGGGCGAAAUAAUCACGGCAAACAGCGAUGUUAUCAUAGGAAAACCGGGCAAAAUGGCACCGAGAUUGCCGCAGACGUUUUUGAAAGACGAAAAGCAUAUUGGCAUGAAACCUCCGCCUUUACCGGUACCGAAUAUUCCGGUGCAUCCUGUGUUAGAAGUCCUGGAGAACGAUCGCGACAAUGUACAAACUCAACAAACCGCGCAAGGUCCGCAAGUGCAGAUCUUGCCGGCCCAUCAGAUUUACGAGGAACAUUUGAAAGUGCCGAUUUCAAUUCCUCUUGAUAAUCCGAAUCAUUCAACAGUUUCUAAACAAUCUCAAAAACUGCUUCCCGUUCAAUCGAUACCGUCAAAAAGAAUUGUCUCGAAGCAAGAUAUCUUGGAAAACGAUCCUUUGCUGAAGCCGCCCGAUAGACCGAAUGUGGAGCAAUACGCAAAUCCCAAUGUAAAUCUUAAAAUUCCGGAAUGGAAUCCGGAGAAAUAUAGAAGACCUUGGAGUGCCAAAGAUCCUUUAACACCGCCUUUAUCACCUGCGAGAUUUGACGAGAUUCAUCCGGAUAAACCGAUUGAGAAACCUCGUCCGACUAUGUUGCCUUCAGAAGAACAGAAACGACCGCCGUGGGCACAAAAAGAUCCUUUAUUACCGGAUACUUCUAUUAUCAUACAGAGCUCAGAAUCAAAGCCGAUACCAACCGAGCCGAUAGUUCAUCAAGUCCCGCAUGUCAUUGAUAGAUCGACGGGGCAGCCUCUAUUGGUCAAUAUUCAACCCAGUCAAGUAGCUAACGUCGUGAUUCCUCAGGGUGGCACGCAAGCUCUGAUUUUUGGAGACACCAAUGAACCUCAUAUAAGUGGUCAAUAUUUUGACGAUCCUUCACCUUAUCCGGAACCUGAAGCUGGGCCAGGUUUCGUCGGUAUUCAGAAGGUCGAGGACUUAGUGCAAUAUUCAAGCGAGAAAGAUCCAGCAGAUUACAUGGUUCCUCCGUCACCACCUGCUAGUUUCAAACCUGCUUCUUCGAAACCAGGUUUCUCCAAUCAUCCGCACGCUAUCCUGUUGUCGCCUGGGCGCGGAAGACCGCAAGAAGUGCCAGAAACGCCUAUAAUACGACCCGAUAAAAGACCGUCGGAAGUACACUUUAUUAAACGUCCUGAGGGAUCCGGAACUACCAGUCAAGGCCACGUUCAUAGAGAAAUUCUUGUACAUCACAAACCAGAGACAGUAAACAUUCGACCGCAAUCCGCUCCUCAUUCAUCUAUUCAUUCUCAUACGCAUUCCGUCCAUCAAACGCCAAUGCGUGGUCAUUUCUCGAAUAAUCAGAAUCCGCCAGAGCAAGUUCCACCGAGACGCGCAGAGGUCUCGACCGAAGUACCACAUCGCUAUAUAUUCCUUGGAAAACCAGAUUCUGGAAACGAGAUAGCGUUAGGCGCCAACUGGAAAUCCGAUAAAAAGCCAAUUAGAUUUGCGUUAAACAAUCGACCGAGACCGCGACCGAUAUUAAGACCGACGACUAACCGUCCUUUAGACAGGCAUGUCUUUGUAGAACGACCGACUGGUGGAUAUCCUGCGAUCAGAAAACCAACGUACCCUGGACCGCAGAGACCUCCGGUAAACACGCAGCAUACUUUUGCAUUACCACAUCGUCCAUCGAUGAAUUCUCAGUCGUAUCAGGAAUCUACACGUAUACCGUCUAAACCGUUUACUCUUCAGAGCGAAAAUCAAAAUAGACCGUCGCAUAUUUAUUCAGAUAAAGUACAUAAUAUCGCAACGUCCAAUUCGCCAACUGAACAGAAUGACAAUGUGCCUACUGGGGCGAUAGAAUAUCAUAAUCCUUUACAUCCAAGUUCGAUACUGGAAGAUAACAAACAUUCUCAAACAUCUACUACGAAAAUGCCAGAAGAUCAUUCUGAAAAAUGGCAAAUUGGAGAGACUGUGCUAUUGAAUACUGAUUCUGACAUCGGUGCCUCGGAAUAUAUUAAUUAUCCGAACCAUUACCAUGUAAAAGGAAACAAGAGCCAGGAAAAUGACAAUCAAAAUAAAAAAGAUACGAUAGAUUUCACGUAUUCUCAAAAUAUCAAUAAAACCUUGAAAUCACAAGCUCCGUACGGAACAGUCGUUUCCAUCAAUACGGUCAUGAAUAAACCGCUGGAAAUUGAGCAAGAGCACGGCAUAAUUUAUAAACAUGAAAUAAAGCCAUUAUUGCAGGGACCAUACGGUACCAAUAUCUACAACACGAGACCUUACGAAUCACCUAUAGUACAAGGAAAGCCUUUCGGCGUUUAUAAUAGUUACACAGUAGACCAGGCCACUCCUUACGGUUACAAACGAAAAGAAAAUAAGCCCGAUUACGAAAUAGUUCACGGCAUACCCGCACCUCAUAAUGAGAAUAUAAAAUCGGUUAAGAAGACGCAAGACGGACAAGUCACGACGCUAAAUUCGCUCGAACGCGACGAUACUAUCGAUCUGAAACCACCAGCAAUUAUAUCUCAAUUCGGCGCGGAAGUAGACAGACCAGGCAGACCGUACUCCAGACCGAUUAAAUCUGAUUCAAGACCCGUUAUGUACUUUAAACCGGAAAUAUUAACGAAACCUCCGAUUAAAUUGGAAGUCAGACCUGAUUAUGCUACAAAACGUCCGGAAAAUGUCAAACCAAACGCCGCGAAUACUUUUAUCAAUCAGACAUUAAAUUACGGAAUAAAAUUGAAUCACGAACACCAGAAUUGGAACGUAGAUGUAGCGAUCCCGAAUAUUGUAAAAUCUCAACAAAAAAUAUCAACGGGGCAUAAUUCCCGAAUUUCUGAGAUUAACGUGAAAAUAGCUGAGAAUAAAAAUGCCACUACAUCUCGUCCGAUUACGAAUGGGAAUAAACGUCGACCGGAAUACGGAACGUAUACAAGAAUACACCCGGAAUAUCCUCAUAUUCUGACAAAACCGAAACCUCAAGUGCCGCAACCGGUAAUCAUCUCGAGCGAUAAUGCGGGACUGGAAACGCACGAUCGUCCGAACAUCAAGUUCUCCAUGUCAGUCGAGGCUACCGGCGAGGAAGUGGACCGCAAGACGCAAACCGAAAGACCGCCAAGUAUGCUCGUCACGAAGAACAAUAUGUCGCAUAACAAGAAAAACGAUGAAGCAAUGAACACAGCGUAUCAAACGAAUUUUGCCUCGUCGGAUUCCCAAGACAAGCGAGACGAGAUCAAGACGAGGCCGAUUAAUAACAAGGAAAUGAAUGUUCCUUCCAGAAAUAUGAUGCCACCGCCCUUGAAUGUACCAGCCGGAUCAAAUAAAUCGAAUAAAAACGAGCAAGAAGGACUUAAACCUCCGCCGCCGCCAACAUCGCCGUCGAGCGAUGUACUCGGAUUGUCACCGCCACCGGUAGACAUCACUACCACUCAUAUGCCGGUAGAAGAUAGAUUCGCCUUGGUGACGACUAACGAAUCGGGUCUCAAGCCGCCGAAAUAUAUACCUCUAAAAGAAUCGACGACGGUCGCACCGCCUCCGCCUAGCACGAAUAUGGUUCCACCCAGUCCGAGGCCGUCGCUCACAAGACCUUUCCUCGUGGAACUGCUUUCGCAGGAUAUGGUACCACCGCCACCGGUAUUAACAACGACAAGGCCGCUCGAGAUCGCUACCGUACGACCAGCCGUCGCUGUUUCCGGUUCUAUACAGAUAGCGACUGCUGUUGCCACGUCUCAUAUUCCGGUGGUUCAGGAUAUUGAAUCUAAGAUACCAAUUAUUCACGGCACUGUUGAUCUUCCAGUCAUAAUCGACGUUCCCGAUAUUCUCCGAUCCGCAGAAACAUCAACAUCGACAAAACGGAUUACCGAACACGUUAGCGUUUACACCGCACGACCUUUCGAUACAAGACCCGUGUCUAGAAACUCCAUUCGAACAACAUCGACAUUGUCCACAAAUAUGAUAAUACCGACAAAGCUAAGACCGCCUCAAAUCAAUUAUAUUCAGCCGAGCAGAUCAUCGACAAUCCAUCGCGAUGUCCAUCCGACGAGAUCGCAUAUACCGAAUAUUCCUCCAAAUCCUGUUAAGCGGCCUGAGCAUCCAGUAUUCUUGGAAUCUAGUUACGAAAGCAUCUUACCAUCGACGAGGGUGGAACCCACCGAGUCUUUAACAUUCAUUGUCGGUACGGAUCAAAAGAAACAACAACAUUCGACCGUAUCGGACAUCAAGACAAAAAAACCGCAUGUAACCGAAUAUAGCGUAGUCAAUAGAACAGCGAACGAAGAAUCAUCGAUAAUCGUUACCAGGAUUGAUAGUUCGAUCACUAAAGUAACCAGUACAUUGAUACCAAUGCCAAACAAUAAGACGCGUUCCGAAACAAGCAAUUUAGCUACACAAUUCACAAAGAACAUUGAGAAAACUACAACUAGUGUCAUCGCCAAAGAAGAGUCCAAUGCGACUAUACGUAUGAAACCAAAAGAGGUGACACGCUACAAGACAUCGACGGUAACGAGAACUAAGACAUCGGUACUGGGUUCGCCGCCAACAACGAGAACGCUUCUACUCACGCACACGAUGACCACGACGACUGUGGAGACAGUGACAGAAACAUUGCUGCGUCCGACAAACGUUGUGUCUACGGUAACUUCUACGAUCUUACAACCGAUCGUUACAAGAGUACCUUCAUCUUACGAUAAUGUGGAUAAUGAUUCGAUAUUUGUCGUGAUGACCGAUCAAAAACCACCCGCGCCUGGAGCGGAAGAGGUAGAAAAUCAUAUAAAUAUAUACGAACAUAUUUCGCUUGAAUUUCAGGUGGAGGCUGAAUACGGAGAGGAAGUAUCUCGCGACGAAGAGGAUCCGACAGGCAAUGAAAUUCACAGAGUACUGGCAGGAGGGAUACUCGGUGCCCCAGCGGUCCCUAUGACACCUAUCGCGAAUCAAUGUACGCCGGAAUGUAAAUCAUCCAAGUCGGAAAUUUGCGCCGAAAUAGGAGCAGAGAUGAGAUGCGUUUGUCGGCCAGGAUUUGCGAGAAUGUUUCCGGAUCGGCCUUGCAAACCGACUUACACGUACACUGUACGCGUUGGUCUGGAUCGCGUCGGUCAUGAAUUCGUGGCAUACGAAACUGCCUUGAAUGAUUCUGCAUCGGCAACUUACAAACGUUUGGCGGCACCGACGAAGGAAGCUUUAGACAGAACUUUAAUGCAGAGUGAUUUAAGAGACGUGUACAGAGGACUUAAAAUCGCCGGAUUUACUCCGGAUCCUACGAAAGUCGAAUUUCACGUGCAACUCAGCGAUAACGCUAACGAGACCAGAUUGAAGGAAGUACUACGAAAAUAUUUAAUUACAAGCAAUUACAGUUUAGGCGGCACGGAAGUUUACGCUUCAAAGAAUCUUGAUUUGAUCGAGGCGAUCGAUUUUGAUGAAUGCGUUUCUAAAGAGGAUGGUCCGCAUCAUGAUUGUUCACCUCAUGCGGCGUGUUUCAACUUACGAGGAUCCUAUCAAUGCUCUUGUAGAGAAGGUUGGGCUGACCUAUCGGAAAAUCCAGCCUAUCCCGGAAGAGUAUGCUCGCAAGCUCCAUUGGGAUGCGCUGGCUGCAACAACAAAGGUCAUUGCGUCACCAAUUCUCUCGGUCAAGAAAUGUGCGAAUGCUUCCCUUGGCACAGUGGCCAACGUUGUCAAGUUAAUCUCAAAGUUUUGUUGAUAGCUCUGGUAACAACUGGAGCGAUCUUGUUGGGUCUCCUAGCAAUUUGUCUGGGAAUUACGUGCUUCCGACACCCAGGACGCGAUCGAAAGACCAGCGACAGACGGGCGAUGAUUCCCGGAACAAGUGGCGAUACAAGUAGCGAAGGUAGCGUCGCCGACUUGGCCAUACCGCAUCAUGUGCCGCAUAUUUUACCUCCACCGCCGCAAAUGAUAGCGCCGUUGCCGCCAAAUAAGCGACCAGUUCGUAAAAUUAGCGCAAAGCCUCGUCAACCGCCCAGAAAAGCUACCAUGAUUCCCGCAACUGCCGCGAUACCAAUGAAUGACGAUCAGCGCGAUCGUUCCUUGACGGUAAUGAUACCGCGCGCUAAAUACCGAUCGGCACCGCAGUCUCCGCAAAAUUACAAGGCCGGUAUGAGUACGUUCGCCACCGAGGAACACAAACUCAUAAAUUACCUCGACAAUGGCGCGAAUUGUCCAGGAAACAGGAAACCAAGUAUAUCCAGCAUGAAGGACUGCAAGGAGGCUGAUCUGCAAGGAGCAAGAAAUCCGAUGACGCCCACGGGCGCUCUCGUUAGCGCCGGUUUUCAGGUAUCAGCGACGGUGACCCGUACUGUAGACGCCGAGUCCACCUUGGCACGCUCCUGCGGCGAAACGACUGUAGAGCCGGCGACUAAGAUGUUGAGGAGCGGGGAUCUUCAGGUUGACCUCGACUCAACUCUGGCGCGCUCGUGUGGCGAGACAACCAUCCAGGCUCCGACCAAGCUUCUCAGAUUGGAUCUAGGCGAAGCUGGUUCGACCCUGGCAAGAUCUUGCGGUGAAACGACGAUCCAGCCGCCAACGAAAGUCGCCGCCGCGCGAAGAAAUAGCGUCAAGGACACUAGGGAUAACAGGGAUGCCAGAGACAGCGCCAGCGAAGGUCACACCAUGGCUGAGCGAGAUUUAGGCAGCACACUGCGACUUCCGGCGCAGCAUCCGCCGUUAUACAGUCCAGACAGGACUAGCGAUCGGGACUCCAACUUUGAUUCGCUGUAGAUGCUCAAACGAGAACGAGUCACGAUGUGCGAGAAGAUUGAUCGCGGACAAAGCCGCUGGACGGUGUUUUCCGUAGAUUUAUUAAUCAUCAGUCGAAAUCUGCCGUUAUCGAAACUGCGAAAGAUGUAUUAUUUCGUUAUUUUUUCUAAUUUAUAUAUUGCGGUCGCUAUGCCUAAUCUUUUUUAUUUUUUUCUACAGUUACAGUAUCAUAGAUCUAUUUAUAUAAGUCUAUGUACGCUACACAUUUAAUUGUUUUAUAUUUUUGUUUACUAGUAAUAAUUUGGUAUCGUCUGAUGCCAAAAUUCGUCAAAAUUAAUGAGUUUGUCUCAUUAACGAAAUCUUUCUAAAUUACAACUUGAUCGACGAAUGCUACUGAAAUGAAGAUUCUGCGCGUAACCUUGCAAAGAUGUAAGAUAAGCGCGCGUGACUCAACCCCGUGCCAAAAUGAACCAAUGAAAUAAGGAAGCUCCUCGAAGAAGUUCCUUCUUGUCUUCCUGUGUAUGUCGUUUUCACGAGAUCGAGGAACUCGUCGCUGCAGGUGAUUGAAAUAUUUAUUUCAUCAAAUAGAAUAAAAAUGCAAUAUAUAUACAAUAAUCUGACCGAUUGGUAGACUUCAAGUCAAGCCAUUAAAAACAUCAAAUUUAUCACCGAAGCCCAUAUUUUUAUAGAAAUAUAUAUUUAAAGCCGGAGAAAAUAAUAUUUCAAUCGAUGCAGCUUAUACUGUGCGCGUGCAAGCAUAGUACAACAGUGUCAUAAAUAAUGGAUGACGCCAAGCCGUCGUGCAAAUAGCACGACGAGAAAGCUCGAUCUGUACAUUGAACACGAAAGGAGAAUAUUUUUUUAUUAUUGUUGUUAUUGUUUGUUUGUUUAGUCUAUUCUCCGACGAAACGUGUUAUGUUGCCCGGCUUCGUUACAAGGCUUUAUGUUGGAGCGAUUCAAAUUCGCGAUCGAAAAAAAGGCAUCACUCGAAUGUAAAUUAUCUAUGUCAAAUUACUAAUAUAUAUGUCGAACAUUUUUUUUAUGAUAUAUAUA